AACUGGUUCUUGGGAUUUUUGUGCGGUGUGAUCGGGAUUUUUUAGUUACACGGUUACAGGGCAGCCGUGCUGCGAACUUGACAGUGUACCCAAAAUUCAUUCGUUUAGGAAGGCUCUAAUUUUUUUACAAAUUCAAUCAAUUGGUUUCGAUUAGUGCUUAGGAAGAUACACACAAUAAUGAAGUACUCAAUAGAUCAGCAUCACAACUUGAGGGCAAGCUGAAUUUGUCUGGUAAUGAGUGUCACUGGUAAGUGGAGGAGCCUAGAACGCUUCGUCUAUGGCAGAUUCGGCUAACACACCUGCUGUAGCCAGCACUAGCCGCCGGAAACGUGUGCUGCAUUCGCAGCCACGUUCUGAGGCCAAGCGUCUUCGAACCUCUUCUCAAGAAGUUAUCAACCCCGACAUCAGACAAAAUCACAAUUCCCUUAAACUCAAGGUAAAAACUUCUAAGGCGGCCCAACUUAACAAUUCGGUCGCGAACAACAGUUUAAAGUCGCGGUCCCUUUCCGACCUCGCAACCUCAACAUCCUCCCCCUCAUCGACCCCAUCGUCCUCAUCGACCUCGUUACGGCAGCAACGCAACUCGUCGCGUUCCCGCCGUUCGUCCAGAUCGCAGCAGAUCGAAGCGACCACCUCCAACGAGGAAGAGUCCAUCCCGUCCUCGCGUUCGAGCAGCGGCAAACGCUCAGCCAAACAGGAGAACCACCGCACACCGGCGACCGUCGAGAACGCAGCUGCGCAGCGCAACAACUCGGACUCGAGCGCAGCCGACGGCAGAUCCAGAUCAAACAAACACAAACCUAAGAACCAGAAGAAGAACGUCGACUCGCCCAGUUCGUCGAAGGAUCGUUCCGGCGCCGAGGAGGGCGCCGGCCACCGUAGGGCGUCGUCGUCGUCGAGUUUGGGCGACCACCAUCACCACCACCGCAAAAAUCAGCAGCAACAGCACGCCACCACCGACAGAGACCUGCGCGUGCGCAAAACACUGAACAACCGGUUCAAGUCGCGUCGCUCCGAACCGAACGUCGGCACCGUCAAGGCGGCUGCGGUGGCGGCUCUGCGAGUGGCCGUCAGCACGUCCACCAGUGAGACCGACAUACCGGUAUCGUCUGGCUCGCGCAACGCCCACAAGGCCAACCUAUCCCUGACCAAUUUCCAACAGUCGCACAAGUACCCGUUGAGGAGCCGCAGCUCGUCGAGCGGCGGCAGCGGCGACUUAUCGGCGCGUCACUGGCGCAGGUCGCAACCGGCCCGCGUCCACGGCAGCGGCGGCACAUCGGCGUCCGCGGCCCAAGGCGGCGUCGACCAAUCGGCACAGGCAGCAGCGCUGGGGGCGAGCAGCAGCACCAGCGGCGGAGGCGCAUCGGCCAGCGGCAGCGGACAUCAGACGUCUGCGUCGUCGUCCGGCGGACACCAGGCGUCCUCCGGCAAAGACGAGCACAACCAGGAUCAGCACGUGGCGGCGCCGCGGCUCACGCGCAGCCAGGGUCCCGUGCUGAGGAGGAGCACGCGAAACAGCAAAGGGCACACCACAUCAACAACGGGUUCGUGCGCUAGCUCGAGCGGCAGCGGCGGUGGAGCGGGGGCCGGCGGUCAGCAGUCGUCGUCGUCGAGGCGGGGCGCGGCUGGCGGUGGAGGGGCGGCCGUCGCCGCAGCCGCGUCCUCGUCCGGCGGCGGGCGCCACCACCAGCAGCAGCAGCAGAAGGGAGCCGGCGGCAUGGCCGCCCACCAACAGCCCGGGCUGCUGCAGACGCCACCGCAGGCGUCGGCCGCGAUGGCGGCGGCGGACCAGCCGGCGGCCGACAUGCCCAACAACGGGCUGGCAGGUAAGAAACCGGCAGACAACCACCACACAACCAACACGACGUCGUCCAUGGCGCCCGGCGGCGGCAGACACGCCAAACGAUCGAACAAGGGCGAGUCGAAGAAGAAAGGUACUGAGGAACCCCCGUCUCCCCAGGAGGCCGCACAGGCUUCGCUACAGACUGGCGGCGGGCCUUCGGGCCCGAACGCCGACUCUGAAAGCGACGACAGCGAAGUGGGGCGGUUGCAGGCUCUUUUGGAGGCGCGAGGUCUGCCUCCGCACCUUUUCGGCGCCUUGGGUCCACGCAUGCAACAUAUUUUACACAGGAGCAUCGGGGCCCACUCUUCUGUACAAAGGGCACAAGCUUUGUUACCGGGACUACAAGCUACAGGUGAUGAAGGUCAGCAGUUGCAGGCUGUCAUAGAGAUGUGUCAGGUGUUGGUGAUGGGCAACGAGGAGAUCCUGACCGGUUUUCCCAUCAAGCAGGUCGUUCCGGCUCUUAUCACGCUCCUCGGCAUGGAUAGCAACUUUGAUAUCAUGAAUCAUGCCUGCCGAGCUUUGACAUACAUGAUGGAGGCCCUUCCUCGUUCUUCCGCCGUCGUAGUAGAUGCUGUGCCCGUUUUCUUGGAGAAGCUCCAAGUUAUCCAGUGUAUGGAUGUGGCCGAACAAUCCCUUACCGCCCUCGAUAUGCUUUCUAGACGUCAUGCCAAGGCCAUUCUUCAAGCGAGAGGUGUCUGCGCCUGUUUGAUGUAUCUCGACUUCUUCUCGAUAAAUGCGCAAAGAAACGCGUUGUCCAUCACUGCGAACUGCUGCUUGAACCUCACCUCGGAGGAGUUCCAAUUCGUUCAGGAGUCGCUGCCGCUGUUGGCCAGCCGACUGACGCAGCAGGACAGAAAGUGCGUGGAAAGUGUGUGUCUGGCGUUCUCGCGUCUCGUGGACAGUUACCAGCUGGAACCGCAGCGAUUGCAGGAGAUAGCGAGCACCGAACUGCUGACCAAUUUGCAGCAACUGUUGGUGGUUACACCCCCUAUUGUGAGCACCGGAACGUUUAUAACAGUGCUGCGUAUGUUGUCCGUGAUGUGCGCCAACUGUCCGGACCUUGCGUUGACUCUGCUUAAGCAGAACAUUGCGGAAACUUUGCUUUAUCUAUUGACCGGAUCCGCCGAGGUGAAUCAGGAUGAAGUUGAAUUGAUUCCAAGGCAACCUCAAGAACAGUUUGAGAUAACCGCCUUGAUUGGUGAAUUGAUGCCCAAAUUGCCGACGGACGGCAUAUUCGCCGUUGAUCAACUAUUGGAGAGACCCACUACCGUGGCCAAGGAUCAACCUGUUUGGCAGUGGCGCGACGACAGGGGCAUGUGGCACGCCUACGGAGCCGUGGACAGCCGCAUCAUCGAGGCUGCCCACAUGGUCGGAGACGACGACGUCAGCCUAAACACUUUAGGCAGAAUUUACACAAUUGAUUUGCACACAAUGCAGCAGCUAAACGAAGAUACCGGUACGACUAGACCAGUGCAGAGACGCUGCAGCCCAUCGUCGGGCAGCGCCGCCCAGACCAAUCCCUCAGAGCCGGCCCAAUCGUCGUCGUCCGCCGCAAAUUCGGGACGUCCGAGUUCAUCGGGCCGCGACGCCCGCGUCGCCUGCCUCCGCGAGGAACGCGGCCUCGCCGCCACCUUCAUACGAUCUCUCUUCUCCGUACUCUACGAGGUGUACUCAUCCAGCGCCGGCCCGGCGGUCCGCUUCAAGUGCAUCAAGGCCCUCCUUCGCAUGGUCUACUACGCCACCCCGGAUCUACUGAAGGACGUGCUCAAGAAUCAGGUGGUCAGCAGCCACAUCGCCGCCAUGAUGGCGUCGAGCGACCUUCGCAUCGUCGUCGGGGCACUGCAGAUGGCCGACAUCUUAAUGACCAAGCUCCCGAAGGAGUUUGGCGUGCACUUCCGUCGGGAGGGGGUCAUGCAUCAGAUCAACAGGCUUGCCGAUCCUGAGGUUCCUCUGGGUGUAAGUCCUCCGAAGCAAUGCUACAGCUCGUCGUCGUUUUCUUCCAUGAACGAUUCGCAACCUGGCCCCUCCCAAUCGUCCAGUAAUUCGACGAUUGGAACAGCUAAUGGGUCCGCUUCCAACGCACUAACACCGGCCUCCUCUAUAUAUACUUCCACUCCCGAUUCGUCCCGACUUCAGGACUCUGAGGGUCGUUCACCUAGUCCUUCACACGGUCGUCUCACAGAUGUUCUGAAGAGAAAACGUGUAGGCAAGCGCCCAAGCGGCAGCAGCCGCUCCAAGUCCAGACACGAGGACAUGCCCAUAUCACCAUCGCUUAUGCAAGACCUCUUCACCAAAGCCGCUUCCCUUGGUACUUCUACACCAAGCAAUGCUUCUUCACGCUCCCGAUACUCCGGCUCGAAGACCAGCUUCCUACAAAGCUUGAACCCCGCACGUUGGGGACGCAACAUGAAUUCGUCCCACGACAGAAACUACAGCAAGGACGCCAUGAACAGCCUGUCCAAAUCUUCAUCCAAUUCGCAUCUCACUGCAGGCAACAGAGAGAAAGCCAGGACCUGGGUGCGGGAGCAAGCAUCCAAGUUUAUCGAAACAUAUUCAUCCGGUGAAGACGACCAGCAUCCGGCAAUCAGCGUCAUCGCUCGCCUCAAGGUUUCAAUCGAGAAGCUGCCGACGGGCAAGUGCGCAGAGGCGCUGUGCGAGCUCCGCGACAUCCUCAUCGGCUCAGACAUAUCACCGUUCGAAGUGAACCACAGCGGCCUCAUCAAGGCGCUGCUCUCCUUCCUGGCCGACGUGAACGGCCCGUUCGACAGAGACCAGAGGCUGCGCAUCCUGCUGAACGUCUUCGCCGACUGUCCGUUGGAAUCGAACGUGACCCGCAUCGGCGAUCUGAACGGGGAAUGGAUGGGCACGCUGGUCGCCAAGCUGAACGGAUGCGUGUCGCAGCUAGAGCAGUUCCCGGUCAAGGUGCACGAUUUGCCCGCUAGUUCGGGGGCUGGACGCGGCGGCACCAGCGCCCUCAAGUUCUUCAACACGCACCAACUCAAGUGCAAUUUGCAAAGACACCCGGAUUGCACCAAUUUGAAGCAGUGGAAGGGCGGCACCGUUAAAAUCGACCCUUUAGCCCUUGUGCAAGCCAUCGAACGUUACUUGGUUGUACGCGGUUACGGUCGCUUACGCGACAAAGAUAGUGCCGAAAGCGACGACGGCGAUUCCGACGACGAUAUCGACGACACCUUACAAGGUGUAGCAAUCACCCAAUCGGGUGCAAAACACAAAUUACAGUUCCUAAUAGGAAAUAACGUUUUACCCUACAACAUGACCGUAUACCAGGCUGUGAGACAGUUUAGCAACAAUGGAAAUGACCAAAGCGAAACUGACACCGAUAACGAGGCGCCCCUGGGCAACGCCGGCAUUUGGGUUCAGACCCACGUCAUCUACUACAGACCCCUGAAGGAGGAACCGCAAGGUUCUUCGAAACAAGGCGCAACCAGCAGCUCCGGACACUCGAGCAGGAAGGGCAAGGGGUCCAGCAACAAGAGCACUUCCAAACGCAAGGGCGACGAUCUCUGGACUGACGGCGUCACUCCACCUCUUCAUUCGCCAUUGACACCAUAUCUGUGCACUUCGUUGCCCGACUUCGUCAACAUUCAAGACGCCUCCACCGACGUCCUGUGUCUGUUGCGCAUCUUGAACGCGUUGAACCUCCACUGGAACACUCUGUACCCGGCCAUCGAGCAGCGCCCGAUCCUGCCCGCCUCCGAAUUUUUGAACAGCAAGAUCGCCGCCAAAGCCAGCCGCCAGUUGCAGGACCCGCUGGUCAUCAUGACGGGCAACCUGCCCAACUGGUUGCAGCAGAUCGCCUCCGCUUGCCCGUUCCUGUUCCCCUUCGACACCAGACAACUGUUGUUCUACGCCACCUCGUUCGACCGCGAUCGUGCCUUACAGAGAUUGUUGGACAUGUCGCCAGAAUUGAGCAGCACUGAUUCGCAAGAGAGGGUCACGCCAAGGUUGGACAGGAGGAAGAGAACGAUUUCGAGGGAGGACAUACUGAAGCAGGCAGAACAGGUGAUGCAAGACUUGGCCUCGUCCAGAGCUCUGCUCGAGGUUCAAUACGAGAACGAAGUCGGCACCGGGCUCGGUCCGACCUUGGAGUUCUACGCGCUCGUGUCCAGGGAGUUGCAGCGCAGCAGCUUAGAGCUCUGGUACGCGCCCGAUUCGAAUAACAGUGAGUAUGUGAUGAAUCCCACUGGAUUAUUCCCGGCGCCUUUGUCCAGAACUGCUAAGGUUAGCCAGCUUAGCAAGGUGAAGAGCAAGUUUAGAUUCCUGGGCAAAUUUAUGGCCAAGGCCGUCAUGGAUUCUCGUAUGCUAGAUCUUCCAUUUUCGUUAACUUUUUACCGAUGGCUGCUGGGCCAAGAACAUUGCUUGACUCUAUCAGACAUGUUGCAUGUUAACCCAGACAUGUACAGAACACUCAGGAAGAUGCAGGAUAUUGUUAGGGAAAGAGACGAGAUAAUCAGAAACGGAGAUUUAACAGAAGACGAAAAGACUGAACAAAUCGAAAACCUCACGUUUGAUGGAUGCACCAUUGAAGAUCUCGGAAUUGAUUUCGUAAUACCUGGUUAUAAUGUAGAAUUAAUGAAGAACGGUAAAUCCACACAUGUAACCAUCCACAACUUGCACAUGUAUGUGAAACUCACCGUACAUUGGAUGCUGGUCGAAGGUGUCUCGCGCCAAAUGGAGUCUUUGCGCGAGGGCUUCGAGUCAGUAUUCCCGCUGCAAAAUCUCAAGGUGUUCCAGCCUGAGGAGUUAGAAUCGGUGUUCUGCGGCAGUCCCAAGGAUUCGAUGUACGGAUGGGAUGUUAAAACGUUGAUGGAAUGUUGCCGCCCAGAUCACGGCUAUAAUCAAGAUUCGAAGGCGAUCCGGUUCUUCUUUGAAAUUCUGAGUUCGUACAACAGGGAAGAGCAGCGACAAUUUCUACAAUUCUUGACUGGCAGCCCUAGGUUACCAGUAGGAGGUUUUAAGGCUCUGUCACCUCCACUAACUGUGGUACGCAAAACUUUGGAAGGCAACAUGAAUGCGGAUAAUUUCCUUCCUUCUGUGAUGACAUGCGUUAACUACCUCAAGUUACCAGAUUACUCAACUAUAGAGGUCAUGAGGGAUAAACUGCGUUUAGCAGCAUCAGAAGGACAACAUUCUUUCUAUCUUUCCUAAUUUUUUUGUAAAAAGUGUUUCAUAAAACAUAAAAAAAUACUUGUGUAAUUUUAUAUUUACUUUAAUGUGGUAAAUACACCCAAAAACUUCGAAUAUAUAUUUAUAUUUUGUCUAUUUUAAUAAACUAUAAGCCCCCCAUUUAGAGGGUAUUGAGUUAAAUUAUUAGGGUUUGUCCUUAGUUUUUCGUACAAUUAAUCAUUUGAUUUACUGAAUUGUUGCUUCUUGUAGUACGUUUUGGUAAUUUUUUAAUGAUAUAAUUUUGAAUUAGUUUUUAGUAUUUUUAUUUUCGUUAAUCGUGUGGAUAACCUGGGGGGCUCCUCGACUGACUUGUGCAAUGGACACAUGAGUGUAUAGUGAUAAGGUGUAAACUGCAACGAACUGUCGUUAGGCUAACUUUGAAAUAAUUGCCAAAUGUAUAGUUUCACUGUGUUCCACAAAAUAACACAGUUAUAUUAACAAAAUGUAGUUUUAAUUUAAAAAUAUGUUUCAAUAAAUUUGUAUACAUAA
Messenger RNA from Aethina tumida (small hive beetle), 7519 nucleotides. It is a transcript of the gene ctrip, whose product is annotated as E3 ubiquitin-protein ligase TRIP12. Gene Ontology annotation, cellular component: nuclear speck. NCBI's taxonomy places the organism in Eukaryota, Metazoa, Arthropoda, Insecta, Coleoptera, Nitidulidae. The transcript has 21 exons. Gene Ontology annotation, biological process: DNA damage response; regulation of double-strand break repair; protein polyubiquitination. The record is from RefSeq and is a predicted model, not a curated record. Gene Ontology annotation, molecular function: zinc ion binding; ubiquitin protein ligase activity. Bases 278 to 7012 code for a protein of 2244 amino acids.